Messenger RNA from Durotheca rogersii, 1102 nucleotides. RefSeq lists its product as uncharacterized. Gene Ontology annotation, cellular component: ribonuclease MRP complex. Gene Ontology annotation, biological process: maturation of 5.8S rRNA from tricistronic rRNA transcript (SSU-rRNA, 5.8S rRNA, LSU-rRNA); nuclear-transcribed mRNA catabolic process, RNase MRP-dependent. NCBI's taxonomy places the organism in Eukaryota, Fungi, Ascomycota, Sordariomycetes, Xylariales, Xylariaceae. Gene Ontology annotation, molecular function: rRNA primary transcript binding. The record is from RefSeq and is a predicted model, not a curated record. The transcript is spliced from 3 exons. Bases 341 to 1102 code for a protein of 253 amino acids.
GGCGAAACUCGUACCUACAAGCUCAUCCCCGUCAAAUUCCAACUCAGCAGAAAGACAGCAUCAUCGGCCACGCAACAAGCGUCCCAGCACACGGCCUCACUCAUCCGCAGUUCCCAUUUAGGUACAUCGCCGCUAUCGUGCCAAAACCAGGUUCCCUUUCUUCUUCUUCUUCGCCGGCGCACGACCCCCGCCGCGGCCAAGCGCCAGGACCGGAGCAGAGAAGGGAACGCGGGGCAGGGGAGAGCAAAGGAAGGCAUCCUUCGCCGCACUGCCCCCUCUACUAGCACACACACGCCCAUACACACACACAGAGAGAGAGAGAGAGGGAGGGAGAGAGAACAUGCCGCCAGCGCGCGGCGCGGCCUCGGCCGAGCGCGCGACGGCGCUGGCGCAGCUGCAGGCGGUGCGGCCGGUGCUGCGGGGGCUCGCGCACCGGCACCGCAACCAGCACGGGCGCGCGGGGUGGUGGUGGGCGCGGUUCGGGAUGCUGCGGCGGCACGUGGCGGGCGUGGCGGGCGCGCUGCAGGCGGCCGAGAGCGGAGGAGGAGGAGGAGGAGGAGGAGCUAGGGUGGCCGAGAGCGGGCGGGUGAGACGGGGGUGCGGCGACGACGGCCCGGGGAGGGUCGCGAAGAGGAGGAGGAGGAGGGGGAGGGGCGCCGGCGGCGGAGCGAGCAGGGCCGCCGCCGGUAGUAGCAGUAGCAGCGUCGAGGCGCGCGACCACGCGCGCUGGCUGCUCGACGUGCUGGUCCCGCGGUGCUACUUCGCCUUCUCGCAGCUCGCCGCCGACAACCAGUUCGCGGCGCUCGGCGUGGUGCUGCUGGCGGCGCUCGCGCAGGUCCGCGGCGCGUGCGUCUCGCUGUGCCCGGCGCCGCCGUCCCUCGCUUCCUCUUCCCCCGCCGCCGCCGCCGCCGCCGCCGCCGUGCCCGCGCCCGCAGGAAGCGUGAUCUCGCGCGAGCAGGCCGCCGCGCUGCGGCCGAAGAGAUCGCGCGGGAGCCAGGCCGGCGGAGCGGCGGAGGGAGCGCGGCCGAAGAAGAGCAAGAGGAAGAGCAGGAAGAGCACGGGCGGCGACGAGUUCGACGCCUUGUUCAGGGGCAUGGUGUAG